AUGGCGCCCAAGGCUCCAUGUCGCCAUGGCCUUUGCUGGUAUUAUGUUGUUGCUCCACACACGCCCCUGCUAGUUGCUUCGACUCUUUGCCCGAGCUUCGUUUUUUGUCAUGGACGUGGGGUAGCUGUUGAACCUCGCCAUGGUUCUGUCCAACGCCGCAAGUCCGACGCCAAGACCACCUCAAGUUCGGCUACAUGUAACACCGUGUACAACUACAUAUCCGGGAUGCGUCAAGUACCCCACCGUCAAGACCGGGACCGCCCGGAGACCACGGAUCUGUGA
Molecule: messenger RNA, 282 nt
Organism: Triticum turgidum subsp. durum (durum wheat)
Lineage: Eukaryota; Viridiplantae; Streptophyta; Magnoliopsida; Poales; Poaceae
Source: the annotation of a GenBank genome assembly